GUUCAAUGCAGACAUGUUGCAUGUGGACUGGGUUGUCUUGUGAAGGGCGGCCGGUCUCAUGUCGUCUGCCAUCGAAUUGCUUAUCGCGGCACAUACGGCUUUGUCUGCUGUCCCUUUGAGAACGCUCAGGGUGUCCUGUUUGUCUCCUCCUUCAGUGUUAGUUUCAUUCAUGGAUGGACAAUCUCUGAUGUGGACCCCGAAGCCAGAGCCUAUGCCGAUGCCUGCGUGUGACCCUGGAGUAGACGACAGUGCAAUGCUUGGAAAGGCCUUAAGAUGGCUGAAAGCUGAUUACUUUGCUGAGUUUGCCGUGCAUGAAGAGCUGGUAGCUGCCAAUGCCUCCAUGUUUGGUGCUCGAGGUGCUGAUGAGGUUCUUGCAUUCAAGAAGAGUUGGCUACGGAUGGCGAAAAACUAUGAGGUGGAUGCGAUUCUCGAUGUUGACCUGAAAAACCGAGUGGUCGUCGCAUCCUUUGACUGUCUCAUCUCUGGUAAAGAGGGUCGGGGAACUGAUGUCAUGCAAUUUGAUGAGCAGAUGAAAGUCUCUGGUGUUGCUGCCAUUCGACAUACUCAAGUCACGUCUUAGUAGCAACAGCAUGACAAGACCACUGACCUUUGUAACGGCAAGUUCUUGCCAGAAGGCGUUUUCAUCCGCAGAGCAACAGCAAAAGGAGCUGAAGGUUUGCUUGGCGUGUUUUGGACCUUGCUUAAGAGUCAAGACGUCAAUGAUCGAAAUGUGGUG
This is a messenger RNA of Durusdinium trenchii, 736 nucleotides long. Lineage: Eukaryota; Dinophyceae; Suessiales; Symbiodiniaceae. The record is from the annotation of a GenBank genome assembly.